AUGGCACAUAGUUCAGGCGUAAAUAGAAAUCGGCUAAGAGAAUUCGAGGUUGGUACAUAUCGAGAACUUCUGGCGCGAAGUGUUCGAGGCGAUGGCUUGGAUAUUCAUCAUGUCCUACAAAAGCAAAUUGGUCUGGAUCUCAUCCCAGGUUACUCGGAAGUGAACGGGAUUUGCAUAGCAAUACGAGCAAGUGAACAUCGAAAAAUUCCGACCCUGAGAUCGAGCGAGAUAGCACAAAAGUAUCGCAAUCAAACUGCACGGCAAAUCUUGGCUGACGAUAUAUGGCGCAAUCGAAAAUCCGGUGUUAUUCCAUCGUCUGUCGUGCUUCAAGCACUUCGAGCCCAUCUCGAAUUGUAUCCACAUGUUUACGAAAAGCCUGGUGGUAGUGAUGGCGUGAGAAUUGAUGCUCGGUCUGUGUUAACAAGUUUACAGCAAGCAGCAACCAAUGAAAUAACACAGGAGGCUGCUCGGCAAGCUUCGAAACGAGUAGCCGAGUAUAAAAAAAUACUGCACGAUAAAGCGCAAGCAUGUCUUAGUACUGGUAAUCGGCUUAGUCGCUUACCGGCCAAUGUGCAGCAACUACUUCGGAACAAUGGAAAAGCGAACUCCUCUACUAAUUCUUCUGAAAGCAGUUAUGAUUCAAUGCUAGGAACUUACAUCAUUCAUCAAGAAUAUGAUCCAGUAUUGGGUUGUAAUUUAACUCUCACAGUUCGCAUUGAAUAUGUUCGAUCCGAAACACGAGAAGAAGUAAGAGGUCGAACAAAAACUGUUAUUACUACACGGUACUAUAGGUCUAUUCUUGAGUGGAAAUGA
Molecule: messenger RNA, 813 nt
Organism: Rotaria socialis
Lineage: Eukaryota; Metazoa; Rotifera; Eurotatoria; Philodinida; Philodinidae
Source: the annotation of a GenBank genome assembly